AUGGACAAGUUGAAUGGUGCAGUGAAGUCCUUCGGGAAAGCCGAUGCUUGGCAUACAGCAGGUGUCAAGCAAGCUUCCCAGGACCACACUAUCCUGCAGCAGGUGAGGGAGUCAAGAGGCAGUGCGCAGGAAGUCAGCAACUGGCUGAAGAAGAGACGUACCAGCGCGUCCGGAAGGCGCCCAUCUACAGUGAGUGAACGAGGCAUUCGGCUAAUGCAGCUGCAGGACUUCGAGACUGUCGGAGCCCUCGGAGAGGGCAACUUCGGCUUGGUCCUGCUGCUGAGAAACAAGGAAACGCGCGCAGAAUAUGCCCUGAAGGGUUUGAACAAGCAGCAUCUUGAGGAGGCUGGAUGUGUUAUGCGCCCUCCGGACGGCCUUUGGACCUUGCAGAUUUCACAGAAGAAGAUGGUCAUCACAUUCGAACGGCGUGAUGGGACCGAAAAGGACGUGGAGUUCUACCACAGACCGAUCGGCCUUGAAUGUAGUGGCACAGAGCCGAUCGUCGUGCAGCGUGUUCGGAAGAACACUGCAGCAGAGAAGGCUUUGGUUAGGGUAAACUGGGUGGUACGCGCCGUUGAUGGACUGCGGGCACCAGCAGACUUGAUGUCUCUUAUGCAAGCUCGGGCCGGCGAGCUCGCCGAGGAGCCCAAAGCCAGUCAAGUCGUUUUGACCUUCACCCCUCCCGACGAGCUGAAGCUCGUCGACGUGACCUUUCAGCACCAGCCCUGGGGCGUGAUGUUCACCAAAUCAGUGCCGGUGCGGGUCAAGGGCUGUCGGCCAGAGUCGUACAGCGAACGACUGGGUGUUCAGAAGGGCUGGCACUUGGUUUCCGUGGACGGAGAGCAAUUGCCGGAGAGGAUGACUGAUAUCAUGCAGCUCAUCCAGGAGAAAGUCUCGACGCUUCCUGAGAAGCAAGAAGGUAUGUUGAAGAACGAGCGCAACAUAUUGUCGAUGCUGGACAGCCCCUUUAUCAUCCAGUUGCAUGGGUGCUAUCACGACAGCAAGUUCGUAUUCUUCCUGUUGGAGGUCGCUUUAGGUGGCGAGCUCUUCGACCUCUACAACGAGUACGAUCUCUGGGGGCGGACAGAUACAGCACAGUUCUACAUCGCCUGUGUAGCCCUGGGCCUCUCGCACAUUCACUCCAAGCACAUCGUUUGGCGUGAUUUGAAGCUGGAGAAUUGCUUGGUUAACUCGCAGGGCUAUGCUAAGCUGGCGGACAUGGGGAUAGCCAAGAUGGUAACGGGCAAGACCUACACUGUAUGUGGCACUGCGGACUACUUCGCGCCUGAAACUCUGAAGCAGGUAGGUCACAAUCGAGCUGCCGAUUGGUGGGCCCUGGGGGUCAUGCUGUUCAUCAUGCUGGCCGGCCACAGCCCCUUCGAUGCACCGGAGGUGACGCAGAUCUACAAGAACAUUAUUAAAGGUUUCAGCAAGGUGCAGUUCCCACCUGCUUUCCCGAAAGAGGCAGAAGAAUGUGUGCGAUCUCUGUGCCGGAAGAAGCCGGAGGAUCGUCUGACGAUGCAGCGCGGUGGCAUCAGCAACUUGAUGCCUCUGACUUUAUUCGAUGGCUUGAACUGGGAGGAAGUCAAGGCAUUGACGAUGAAGCCACCGUGGAUCCCGCCAGAGCCGGACUACGAAAAGAUCGCUGCCAGGAAGCUGUCCCGACCCAUCGACAUCCAAUUUGAUGAGCUGAGCCUGUGGUUGUCACACGACGAUGUCCCGCAAUUGCCUGGAGGGCUUUCCGCCCACAGCCUCGAGAAUGGGGAGGAUGCGCAGCAGGAACAGAAGGUAUUCGAGCCCGUGCCCAUGCCCGACACGCCAUGUGACAAGAACGACCUGGACGGGAGUGCCAAUGUCACAAGUGGCGGAGCGGCGCGUUUCCGAUGCCAGGCCGCGGAGCGGUCUCAGGUAGAACGUCAGUGCCAGCAGCGGAGCGAUCCGAACGUUGCUUCUUCCGACUUCCCUGUACGGGCUGCGAAACUACGAAGCCUCAAGCUUUUGCUGUUCCCCUGCGCGCGGCAGUCUAGCGCCAAUGCGGUCUGCAAAUUGCCGAGUAUCGGUGUCGGCCGUGUCACCGUGCUGGGAAUGCACUCCAUUCUGGGCUCCAGCUCUGUGUCUCCACCACGGGCGGGGAGCGGUGGCAUCCGACGGCUCCGGCACCAUGCCGCGGACAUAGAGGCCGAUGUUCCGCGAGCCGGUGCCCUGGUCGCUUGCCUCUCGGCAUUGAGUUGA
Symbiodinium sp. CCMP2592 is the source of this 2232-nucleotide messenger RNA. The record is from the annotation of a GenBank genome assembly. Lineage: Eukaryota; Dinophyceae; Suessiales; Symbiodiniaceae.